This is a messenger RNA of Yamadazyma jaroonii, 1374 nucleotides long. The record is from the annotation of a GenBank genome assembly. NCBI's taxonomy places the organism in Eukaryota, Fungi, Ascomycota, Pichiomycetes, Serinales, Debaryomycetaceae.
AUGCCGGUUUAUUCAAUAUCUCAUGUAGAGAACGUUAGAGUAUGUGUGGUAAUGGUAGGAUUACCUGCCAGAGGUAAAUCUUUGAUUGCCCAAAAGAUCGUAAGGUACUUAUCAUGGUUAUCUAUUAAAUCCAAAUGUUUUAAUGUUGGUAGUUACAGAAGAAAGAUUGCUGGAGUUACAGGAGCUGAUGCUGAUGCUACAUUUUUCUCUCCUAAUAAUGAAGAAGGAUUGAAAUUCAGACAAGAAGCUGUUAAUCAAGCUAUCAAAGAUAUGAUGUCAUGGUUUUUAGAUGAAAAUGGAGUGGUUGGAAUUUUGGAUGCAACUAAUUCUACUAGAGAUAGAAGAUCAAAAAUCUUGAAAUUAUGUAGAGAGAAUUACAUUGAACCAUUAUUCUUAGAAAGUUGGUGUAAUGAUGAAGAUUUGAUCAAACAAAAUAUCUUAGAUGUCAAAACGACAUCACCUGAUUAUAUCAAUAAAGAUAGUGAAUUUGCAUUGAGUGAUUUUAUGAAACGGAUAAAGUUCUAUGAAACCAAUUAUCAAACCUUAAAUCAAGAUAUCGAUUCCAACUUAAGUUUUAUUAAGUUAGUUAAUGUUAAUACUCAAAUUAUCUUGAACAGAAUUGAAAGUUAUUUGGAAUCAAGAAUUGUUUAUUAUGUGAUGAACUUACAUAUUAAACCUCGAGCUAUUUAUUUAUCAAGACAUGGAGAAUCAUUAUACAAUUUAACCGGGAAAAUCGGAGGUGAUGCAGAUUUAAGUGAAAGAGGGUGGAAAUAUGCCAAAAAAUUACCUGAAUUAGUAUUGAAAUCUUUAGGUGAAGAAAAUAUCAAUACUGAUUUAACUGUUUGGACAUCUACAUUGAAUAGAACUCAACAAACUGCAUCAUUUUUACCUUAUAAGAAUAAAUUACAAUGGAAAGCUUUAGACGAAUUAGAUGCUGGAGAAUGUGAUGGAAUGACAUAUGAAGAAAUUGAAAAGCAAUUUCCUGAAGAUUUUAAAGCAAGAGAUGACAACAAAUAUGAGUAUAGGUAUCGUGGAGGUGAAUCUUAUAGAGAUAUAGUUAUAAGAUUAGAACCAAUCAUCAUGGAAUUAGAAAGACAAGAAAAUAUCUUAAUUAUCACUCAUCAAGCAGUAUUGAGAUGUAUUUAUGCUUAUUUCAUGAAUGUUCCUCAAGAAGAAAGUCCUUGGAUGUCAAUACCUUUACAUACAUUGAUCAAAUUAGAACCAAGAGCUUAUUCAACUAUUGUAUCACGAAUUAAAGCUGAUAUUCCUGCUGUGUCUACAUAUAAAGAAAAGGGGACUUCACAAUUAGGGGAGUUUGAUAACAUAACUUCUAAAAGUAGAGAUUUAUUGAAGGGUUCAAGUGACGGCAAAUAG